Metschnikowia bicuspidata var. bicuspidata NRRL YB-4993 is the source of this 558-nucleotide messenger RNA. RefSeq lists its product as uncharacterized. Gene Ontology annotation, biological process: deadenylation-dependent decapping of nuclear-transcribed mRNA. Gene Ontology annotation, cellular component: P-body; Lsm1-7-Pat1 complex. The record is from RefSeq and is a predicted model, not a curated record. The transcript has a single exon. Gene Ontology annotation, molecular function: RNA cap binding. Bases 1 to 558 code for a protein of 185 amino acids. NCBI's taxonomy places the organism in Eukaryota, Fungi, Ascomycota, Pichiomycetes, Serinales, Metschnikowiaceae.
AUGUCGUCCUCCCCGCAGCAGGUGUCGCCUUCCCUGCAGCACCCCAACCCACAGCACAGCUCGGCACCCCACAGCCAGCACAGCCUGUCGGAACUGGGCGGCUCGUCGAACGCCGAGGACUUGUAUUUGGAGUCCUAUGCCUUCACCACUGCCGCUGCAAUUGUCGGGUCCGUGGACCGCAAGAUCUUCGUGCUGUUGAGAGACGGCCGCAGUGUGUUUGGCAUUUUGCGGACGUUCGACCAGUUUGCCAACUUGGUGUUGCAGGACACGUUGGAGCGAAUCUACUUGCCGCCCAAACAAGCGCCGGGCCCGGAGCGCUUUGCCGAGGCCCCGCGCGGCGUGUUCAUGGUGCGAGGCGAGAACGUCGUGAUGCUCGGCGAGCUAGAUAUAGACAGGGAGGAUUUCCACUUGUAUGAGCGCGAGCAGAUUUCGUUCGAGGAGGCCGAGCGCGAGUUGAAGGCCCGCCAGCUGCAGAGGGUGCGAGACGAGAAGACCAGGGCCAGGAACUACUUGAAACGCGGCCUCAUCCACGACUUCCACAAGGCCGACUUGUACUAG